AGCACAACUCUUGCUUUCGUUGAUGCAUCCGCAAGCUUGCGGUUUGGGGCGUCUGAUUGUAACAAUCGGCUGCAUUCUUCUUCUCCUCGGACCAUUGACACACCAUCGCUCAAGUUUCAGGUGCCAGGAGCUGCAAAAUUAAUCUGGGAAGCGAUGGAAAAUGACCUUUCGGUAGCAUUACGAUGUGGUAUUAAUGAAGGUAUUAGCCAAAGGAAUCAAAUGUGCUCAUUAGGAGAAAAUGGUGGAGCAAUGACACCACCUCCUUGUGGCAGUCUUCUGAGGUUAAGCAAUGCAUGCACUCAAGAAGAUGGCAACUUCCUGGCUGCUGAAAAUGCAGAUAAAAAUAAGAAGGUAUCACGAAUCAUAGGCUGGGGAUUACGUCGUUUCAGUAAGAUAGUUUGUCAGAAGGUGCAAGUGAAGGGAAGAACAACCUACAAUGAGGUUGCAGAUGAAAUCAUUUCUGAUUUGGCUACAUUGAACAAGACCAGCGAAUUUGAAUUUGACGAAAAAAAUAUUCGUCGGAGGGUGUAUGAUGCAUUUAAUGUUCUCUUAGCUAUCAAUGUUAUUGCAAAAGACAAGAAAGAAAUACAUUGGAUUGGUUUUCCUAAUACAAGUACCAAAACAUUGGAAGAUUUGAAGCGAAGGCACAUGAAUGUAACAAAUAGAAUACAAGAAAAAGCAAAUUACUUGAGAGAAUUAGAGGCAAAGGCUUUUGAUAUCCGAAAGCUUAUCGCGAGGAACCAACGCAGACAUGCUUCUGGGAAUGUUUCAUCAGAAGGUGUUACCCUACCAUUUUUGUUGGUCCAAACUAAUCCAAAGGCCACUGUUGAAAUAGAGAUUUCCCAAGACAUGCAGUUAGUUCAUUUUGACUUUAACGGAUCUCCAUUCUCUCUGCAUGAUGAAGCUGCCAUCCUGAAGAUGAUGAGAUGCCCACUAUCAGCUGCUAAAAAUCAGUUCUUUCGUUGCCCGGCUCGUGCUUUGAACAGCAUCAGAGACUAUAAUGGGAAGCCAUUGAAGCCUGCUUCUUUCUCAUGGAACUCCGAAAACUCGGAUAUGUAAUUUCGUGUUUUUGUUAUUAUUAUUAUUUUUAUUUUACUGUAAUUAUAUUGGCAAGGCAGGUGGAUGUAGGAUUUAUCUGUUGUAUAUUAUGUGUACACAACUAGAAUGUGUAGAUUUUAGCUUUUGUAUGCAUUCAAAUAGCAUUGGUGGAAGAAGAAAUAUUAAGAUGUAUAACUUGG
Phalaenopsis equestris is the source of this 1238-nucleotide messenger RNA. Its product is annotated as transcription factor-like protein DPA. The record is from RefSeq and is a predicted model, not a curated record. NCBI's taxonomy places the organism in Eukaryota, Viridiplantae, Streptophyta, Magnoliopsida, Asparagales, Orchidaceae. Gene Ontology annotation, cellular component: nucleus; transcription regulator complex. The coding region runs from base 154 to 1059 and encodes 301 amino acids. The transcript is spliced from 10 exons. Gene Ontology annotation, biological process: regulation of transcription by RNA polymerase II; regulation of cell cycle. Gene Ontology annotation, molecular function: RNA polymerase II transcription regulatory region sequence-specific DNA binding; DNA-binding transcription factor activity, RNA polymerase II-specific.